This is a messenger RNA of Pantherophis guttatus, 2780 nucleotides long. RefSeq names its product mab-21 like 4 (gene MAB21L4). NCBI's taxonomy places the organism in Eukaryota, Metazoa, Chordata, Lepidosauria, Squamata, Colubridae. The record is from RefSeq and is a predicted model, not a curated record.
GUCUGCUUCCAGAGCUACCUUGGGCAACAAGAGGAUUUACAGGAGGAAUUACAUCUCUGCCAACCUUCCAUCAUGGCAGAAAAGGUUCCUAACUGGCACAGCUAUCUUAAGGUGAUUCAGUCCCGUGAAUAUCAGAGAGUGCAGCAUUUUCAAAAGGCAGAAAACAUUUUGUUUAUUGUACUGGAAAGAGUCAAGACAAUGGAUCCUAGAGUUAUAGUGGAUUAUUCAAGAAACUUAGAAGCCUUGGAAUUUUCCCUCUCCGCUGCAGAAGAUGAAGUUAGCAUGGAGGUUCCCUUAUGUGUCAAUGCUGAGGUUCUCCUGAUGCAACCAUGUACAGAUGAACAAAGUAAUUCUGAGAAUGUUACUCAUAGGAAUUGCCAGGUGCCAGGACCAUGCUGUUUAGGGAUAUCCAAGCAAGAAACCAACCUAGAAAACUGGACCAAAGAAGAUGUGUUCAGUGCUGUGGAUGACGCCGAUUCCAGGGGACAUAUUGUGCCAGGCAAAGUUCUUCAUCUCCUGAAAGAACUGAUAGUUGCUGCCAUUGUUCACUGCAAGCACCAGAACCUUAUUAAGCCAGGUGAACUUAGUGCUGAGAGGUUAAAUGAGGAUGGGAUGCAGCUGCCUUUGUUGGUGUCCAGUGACUGGAAAACGAUCUGCUUCAACAUUAUCCCAGUAAUGAGGAGAAAGCAGGAUGCUCUGAACAACUGGCAAGAAAGAGGUUUCCCAAAAGGCAGUCUGAGCAAAGUCACUCAAGAAGCUGUUUUCAUUCCUGCCAGUUACCAUCACUGGAGGUACUCCACCAAUCGUCCCAUCUCGAAACUUGUUCAAAUUGUAAGCACCCUAAAAGGAUAUCGCCUGGACAGUCUCUGCCUUCUUGACCAAAUCAACCAUGAAUAUUGGAGAGAGAAAGGGGAAGAAAAGGGGCUCACAUUUCAACAUUUGAAGAUGAUAUUGCUGUGGGCUACUCAUUUUUUUCCUUCCUCUGAAGACUGGCUGAGUCUGGAAGGAUCAGUUUAUCGUCUCCUGGUGAUCUUACUCUGCUGCUUGGUGACCAAAGAUCUUCCCCAUUUUUUAUAUCCAGAGCAAAAUCUGUUCAAGAAUGAUAGUCCGGACCUAACUGCUUUGUAUCCCAAAGUGGAAAGCUUUGCCAUAAGUCCUAAGUAUUUCCUAAAGUUUCAUUUUGCCCAAAGAGAAGGCAAGAAAUUCUGUCAGAAGGAUAAUGGUCUCAAAGCUUUACUUCAGCUCCCUGCUGAAAACAGAGACUACUGGGAUACUGCCUUUUUUGAUAUGCUGCUCAGCAAGUUUCAGGCGUAUCAGAUUAAAGACACACAACGGAUCUCUGCUAUGUCAAGCACCUUAUCAAAGAUUAAGAAAAUGGUCCAUAACGAGAGUUGAAAAUUCUUGUCUUUCCUGCCUGGAUGAAUUUUUGAACAUGCUUUAUAUUUAGCUUAUUUCUUGUGAUCAAGCUUCAAUUCUGAUAUUUUUGGAGUUUCUUGCUCAAUAAAAUAAAGCACAUAUAGCAUGUCACUCUUCAGUAUAUAAAAGUAGCACUUGUUGAAUUCAAUUUCAUUACUAAGAAUGAUGGUCCAAUUUGUAACUACUGUCUUUUAUACAGUAAGUAAAAUAUAAACAGUGGUCUUGAUAUACUGUUUAACAGAGGUUCACAAUCUGGUGCCUUUCAAAGUUUAGAAAGAAUCACCAGAGUUCUUCCAAAAGUUGCUACCAAAUAGUAAUUGUGAAUGUGACAGUAAUAAUAAUUACAUACAUGCAGAGUAAUCAUAUUAAUCUAAUUACUGUAACUUAAAAUUAAUAUCAUUUUUGUACAGGGCUCCCACAGUCUUCAUUCUGUUCUCCAUUCACCAUGACAGAAUGAGAUAGUAUACUCUUUAAAUAGUAUGCUACUAUAUUAGAAGAAAAUAUUAAGAUAUUCUGAAUCUCUUUAGGAAAUUCCAAUAUUCAGAAUUAAUACAGGAAAAAAACAAUCUAAAAAAGAAGCUAAGUAUUUUUAAUAGCUUUUUCAGAGCUGAAGAAUAUGUGGACAGCGCAGUAUGUUAUUGUUGUAGAUUUCUAAAGGCUGAAAGCCUGAUGAAAAACAUAGCAUAAGAACUUCUUGUCAUCUAUUGCUUUAGUAGGAAUUUCAGCAGUUCUUUGCUCACUGCCCCCCCCUACUGAUAAUGAUUGGUAGUACAUCUAUGAAUUAAAAACUGCACACAAUAUCUAAGGGGCUGCCACAAAGAAGAGGGAGUCAAUCUAUUCUCCAAAGCACCAGAAGGCAGGACAAGAAGCAAUGGAUGGAAACUAAUCAAGGGGAGAAGCAACCUAGAACUAAGGAGAAAUUCCCUGACAAUUAGAAGUUCAUCAGUGGAACAACGUGCCUCCAGAAGUUGUGCAUGCUGCAACACUGGACGUUUUAAAGAAGAGAUUGGACAACCAUUUGGCUGAAAUGGUAUAGGAUUUCCUGCCUGAGCGGGGGGUUGGACUAGAAGACCUCCCAGGUCCCAUCCAACUAUUCUGUUCUGUUCUGUUCUUACACUUGCAUACAUCUGUGAAAACCUGGAUGUUAAUCUAGAGCUAACCCCUUUUUCCCAUGCAGCCCUUGGAGCCAAAACAGCUGCCAUCUGCAUUGUAGAAUGUGAUCUUUUGUGAAGAACAUACACUUACAAAGCAAUGUUAGAUCCUAUAUAAUGUUAAUUACAGUCAUAUAAUGUAUCUGUAUUCUUUCUGCAUAGGAAGAAUUUAUGAAGUAAUAAAAUCAUAGCAUAUCUUUUUGUAUGAUUGUA